UCUAAGAACCAAAUUUGAUGAUUAAGUUUACUAACUUCCAGCCAAUACAUUUCAUAUUCAACACACAUUUCAUCUUGUCUAAUACUCAUUCUAGAUUUCCUUUAUUUUAAUAUAUUCAGAAGUAGCAAAUCCUGCCGAACUUAGAUCUUUCUUGAUUUCCCUUAUUUGUAGAAGUAGGAUUCAGUACCUUCUAAAUUUAGUUUAUGCAAUGUGAACUCUAACUCCAAGUAUUUCCUGAUUUAAAACCUGAUUUUAAGUCUUUCUUGAUUUUCUUUAUUUUAAAACCUGUUGAACCUAGUUUCAAUUUAGUUUAUUCAUUUAAAACCUGUUGAAAUAGUUCCUUCAAUUAAAAUUUAAAAACCACAAUUUUGACAUCUAACGAAUAAAUUAAUGCUGAGUUCUAAGAGAGGGAUGAGUUCAUUGUACAGUUUCUACUUUAUGACACUUUAAAAGAAUAUAUGUCUUUGAAGGGGCUUUUACUUUUUUUUUUUUUUUGCUUUAUGUAAUGAGAAGAGAUGCUAUGUGAGCCUUCUAUUUUAGAAGUUUGUUGAUUUCUCAAAGCAGCACUCAACUCUGUGGGAUUAAUGGUGGUUUAUUCCAAGGACUCUAGGGGCUAACAAAACAUAAGAUAAUAAGUAUGCCUGGCUUGUAAUAACAUGCUUAAAAUCAUCUUAUUUACGAGGCAGUUGGGAAUAUAUUCAGAGGAUGCUGGUAAAUUGAAUAAGUAGGUGGUUUAGAUGUCAUGGAUGACUUAGAAUUCCGUAUUAUUGAGGUGGCCACUAGGAAAGUUCUUUGGAGUUGAAACUUGAAACUUUAUCUUUCUGUUAAGAUAAGACUUGGAUGGAUCACUGAUUCACUAUUGUAUAUUUUAAUCUCAAGUGGUUAAUUGGGGUGGGUUGGACAUAGUUGAUGAAAGAGUUGGGAUCACUAAGGCCUCUUGUAGUAAAUUUUUAAGCUGUAUUUACAAAUUUUAUUUUUAAAGAAUUUUUAGGUGAUUAUAUUCAGUUAUGUACACAAAUAGCAUUAAAAGCCUGUGGAUAUAUUUGGUGGUGGAACCUGAAGUGUUGAGAAGGUUUUGAAUAAAUGUAGCCACUAGAUAAUAUUUGGAGUUUGCAUGUGAGUCACUGGUAUGGAUGGAAUUUCUUUGGGUUGAAAGUUGAAACAUUACUGAGAUAAAAGAAAGGAAAAUAGAACUUCUUGUGGGGAAUAUCUUAUCUUUAUUUUUAUGGAGGGACUUUAAAUAGAUUGGCUAUGAUCAGUUUUGCUCUUGGACAUAUUUUUUCCUUUUCUCAUCUUUGAAAUAAUAGUUCUCACUGUAUACUCUUUAUGAAAGAAAUGACAACUUGUUGAUCUUGUAGAUAAUUAUGUUUAUCAUCGUGCAUGCAUGAAUGGCACCAAUCCUUAAAUCUAGUUUAAAGAAACUGAUAUGCAUAUUGGCUGCUAAGCAGUGCAAUUUGGAUUUAUUUUAUUUUUUAUUAGUGGACAUACACAUGGUUUAAAGUAUGGACUUUAGGUUAAGAUUUCGGAAAAUUUCAUGCAGCCUUAACCAGUAAAGUUCUUUUUUGCAAGGUGUUUCCCUCACCAUUACUGUGCUUCAAUGUUAGAGUUCCAUGCAGCCUGAGCCACAAGUGAUAUGGUUGCUAAAGGAAGUGAAAUCAACAAGGUGCAGGGAAUUGACCAAACUGAAGUCUUGUUUAUAUUUAAAAAGAUCGAUUUGCAGCCGUAGAAGCUUCUGUGGCUAGGAUGUCCGACCUCCUCGCUCUCUCCCUCCAAAGCAAAGGGCAGGGCGAUGCCAGUGCGUCAUCGGUAGCAGUCCCAACUAUUGAUUCCAACCCCUCGUCAGAACGAUUGGCUCCUCCCGACAACACCACACUUCCCACGGGAAGAUUGGAACUUCCUACAUUUGAUGGUGGCGACCCGAUAGGAUGGUUGCCCAGAGUGGAGCAAUAUUUCGCCAUACAUCACACCCGGGAAGAUCUGAAGGUUCCGACAACCUUUAUCAAUAUGCAAGGACCGGCUCUACAUUGGCUCCGGUGGAUGAAGCGAACGCAACAAUUCGUAGCUGAAUGCCUAGUGUGUCAAAAGAAUAAGUAUGACACCAUGGCACCAGAGGUUUACUCCAACCUCUGGACAGAAUUUUUUGACAAAUGGGGCACCACGUUGCGUUUGAGCACUGCAUACCGCCCUCAAACGGACGGCCAGUCAGAAGUCCUCAAUCGAUGCCUGGAGCAGUAUUUGCGGUGUAUGACUUCUGAACAACCAAAGCAAUGGGGACGCUUCCUCCAUUGGGCUGAAUACUGUAGCGUAUCUGACUUCAACGGUCAGUUUCCUCACUCCAACCUUGGGGACAAGGUUGUUUCUUUGGUGGGUGGCAAUGAUACGCAUCCAAAAGGAUGGAUGGUUUACUCACGCAGAAAAAGGAAGGAUGCAAAUCAGGCAAAUCAGGAUAUACAUGGGAAGGCUUAACUCAAGGGUUUUGACAAAUAAAGAGGGGCAUAAUCAUCUCAACAAUCAUCUCAGCAAUCAUCUCCUUUCUAUAAUUAUUUAUUUCCUAGUACUAUAAAUCAGAAUCUCUAGAAGAGAGUAGGGCAUCGGAUUCUUUACCUUAGUCUUUGAAGCUCUAAGUAGCUGGGCAAGAGCCUAAUACUCUUGUGGGGAAGGUCUUAUGACUUCCUGUUCCUUUUUUUAAGUUUUCAGUCAAUAAAACAUACCUCUUUGUUCUUAUCUCUAA
Molecule: messenger RNA, 2731 nt
Organism: Ipomoea nil (Japanese morning glory)
Lineage: Eukaryota; Viridiplantae; Streptophyta; Magnoliopsida; Solanales; Convolvulaceae
Exons: 2
Coding region: 1744-2466 (240 amino acids)
Molecular function (GO): nucleic acid binding
Source: RefSeq, a predicted model, not a curated record